AUGUUGGCCAACUUCUCCGCGAACGCUUCCACCAACAGCUCCGAUCCCCCGUGCCCUGACUACCGGGCCACGCACCGGCUGCACAUGGUGGUGUACAGCCUGGUGCUGCUCCUGGGGCUCCCGCUCAACGCGCUGGCCCUCUGGGUCUUCCUGCGCGCGCUGCGCGUGCACUCCGUGGUGAGCGUGUACAUGUGCAACCUGGCGGCCAGCGACCUGCUCUUCACGCUGUCGCUGCCCGUGCGCCUGUCCUACUACGCGCUGCACCACUGGCCCUUCCCGGACCUCCUGUGCCAGACGGCGGGCGCCAUCUUCCAGAUGAACCUGUACGGCAGCUGCAUCUUCCUGACGCUCAUCAACGUGGACCGCUACGCGGCCGUGGUGCACCCGCUGCGGCUGCGCCACCUGCGGCGGCCCCGCGUGGCGCGGCUGCUGUGCCUGGGCGUGUGGGCGCUCAUCCUGGUGUUCGCCGUGCCCACGAUGCUCGUGCACAAGCCGGCGCCCUGCAGCUACCGCGGCCUCCCGGUGCGCUUGUGCUUCGAGAGCUUCGGCGACAAGCUGUGGAAGAGCCGGCUGCUGCCGCUCGUGCUGCUGGCCGAGGCGCUGGGCUUCCUGCUGCCGCUCGUGGCGGUGCUCUACUCGUCGGGCCGCGUCUUCUGGACCCUGGCGCGGCCCGACGCCACGCAGAGCCGCCGCCGGCGGAAGACGGUGCGCCUCCUGCUGGUCAACCUGGUCAUCUUCCUGCUGUGCUUCGUGCCCUACAACACCACGCUGGCCGUGUACGGGCUGCUGCGGGGCGACCUGGUGGCGGCCAGCCCCGCCGCCCGCGACCAGGUGCGCCGGGUGCUGAUGGUGUUGGUGCUGCUGGCGGGCGCCAACUGCGUGCUCGACCCGCUGGUGUACUACUUCAGCGCCGAGGGCUUCCGCAACACCCUGCGCGGCCUGGGCUCGCCCCUCGGGCCCCGGACCUCGGCCUCCAACGGGGACGGAGGGACGCUCGCCCAGCUGCCCCGGGAGGCCACCCUCACCGGCAGGCCCGCCGCCUCCAGCCAAGGACUGAUCAGGCAUGCCAGUCCCCGGACGCCCAUCCCCGACGAUUCUGUCCUCUAA
Pipistrellus nathusii (Nathusius's pipistrelle) is the source of this 1107-nucleotide messenger RNA. NCBI's taxonomy places the organism in Eukaryota, Metazoa, Chordata, Mammalia, Chiroptera, Vespertilionidae. The record is from the annotation of a GenBank genome assembly.